Molecule: messenger RNA, 4693 nt
Organism: Ctenopharyngodon idella (grass carp)
Lineage: Eukaryota; Metazoa; Chordata; Actinopteri; Cypriniformes; Xenocyprididae
Gene: cdc50aa
Product: transmembrane protein 30Aa
Exons: 11
Coding region: 216-1334 (372 amino acids)
Biological process (GO): phospholipid translocation
Cellular component (GO): plasma membrane; endoplasmic reticulum; Golgi apparatus
Source: RefSeq, a predicted model, not a curated record
GUCUAUUGGCUGCUGUACUUCCUUGUUUACCGUGUUGUUCAUGUUCAAUAAGCGCUACGGGAAAAAGCAUCAUUGCUGUUAAUGGAGCGUUUAUUGUGCGAUAAACACAAGUGACAGCAGCGAUAUAAUACACACAACUGUCAAUCAAGCCAACAUAUCUAAGGUUGUCGUGUAGUGCGCUCGCUGUCCGCUCGUCUUUAUUGGAUUAAAGAGCGAUGAUGGCGUCCAGCUAUAACGCGAAGGAUGAGGAUGGUCACCAUCCGGGAUCGGUGGGUUCUGGUGGCCCGGGCUCCGUCAAGAGCAAGAAGCCCGAUAAUACGGCCUUUAAACAGCAGCGUCUGCCCGCCUGGCAGCCCAUUCUGACCGCGGGCACCGUCCUGCCCGCCUUCUUCAUGAUCGGACUCAUCUUCAUCCCCAUCGGUAUCGGACUCUUCGUCACCUCUAAAAACAUCAAAGAGUUUGAGAUCGACUACACUGGUGUUGACAUGUCCAGUCCGUGUUACAACUGCGCGCAGAACUACAGCUGGAACAGCACCAGUGUGUGUACCUGUUCUGUGCCUUUCACCCUAGACCAGCCUUUCGAGAGUAAUGUUUUCAUGUACUAUGGACUCUCCAACUUCUAUCAAAACCAUAGACGUUAUGUCAAGUCAAGAGACGACAGUCAGCUGAACGGAGAUAAAAGCUCUUUACUGAGCCCAAGUAAAGAGUGUGAACCGUAUCGAACAAGCGAGAAGAAGCCCAUUGCUCCCUGCGGUGCCAUUGCUAACAGUCUCUUCAAUGAUACUUUGGAGCUGUUUUACAUCCAUCCAAACGGAAGCAGAAUAGCUAUUAAUCUGGUAAAGACGGGCAUUGCUUGGUGGACUGACAAGCAUGUGAAGUUCAGAAACCCAGGAGGAAGCAACAACAACCUCUCCGUUGUGUUCCAAGAUACAAGCAAACCCGUAAACUGGCGCAAAGCCGUUUAUGAGCUGGACCCGACUGAUUCUGAGAACAACGGUUUCAUCAAUGAGGAUUUCAUUGUGUGGAUGAGAACCGCUGCUCUCCCCACCUUUAGAAAACUGUACCGCAUCAUUCAGAAGAAGAAGGACAACCUGACCCCAACAUUACCGCCUGGAAACUACAGUCUGGAAGUCAUCUACAAUUACCCAGUGCGCAGCUUUGACGGCCGCAAGCGUAUGAUCCUCAGCACCAUCUCCUGGAUGGGAGGGAAGAACCCUUUCCUGGGCAUUGCCUACAUCACAGUGGGAUCCGUGUGUUUCUUCUUGGGAGUCGUCCUACUGAUCAUCCACCAUAAAUACGGAAACCGCAACAACAAUGCUGACAUUCCUAAUUAAAUGUGAGUCAGCAGACGGCGGUCUGUACACUGAAACAAGAUGGCGUGAGUUAUCUGUCAUAUCUCAUGCAUGAAGAUGCACCUGUACACACUGGUGGCCAGAAGGACUGCUUGCAAAAUUAUUGUGUAUGCACUGGCAGUUUUUAAUGAUCUGUUUUAAGCAUUUCUUUCAUCCACACCAAAGCUUUAUAUUGGAAUAUGAACAGUAUCUUGAUUGUUUUUGACACAGUUGAUCUUUCUACAUUAAGUAUUUUGUGGCGAGGACAGUAUGACGGCACUAUGGAGUAACUGAAUGAUGUGUAGUCAUACAGUAGGACUGUAUUUGAGUGAAUCCCACACAAAAAUGUCCAGGUCAUAUUUUGCCUAAAAAUCAAGCGAAAAGGGAAAAAAACAAAACAAAACAAAGAAGCACUUUGUAUUAGUGUUGUUGGUACUGAAAUUUAAAAUCUGUGACGAUAUCAACAUUUCCCUCUAGCAUUUUGAGCGCUGUUGAAUGGAUUCUUAAAUACCUCUGAUUGGCCAUUGUGUUCACGUGCUCAACAUAUGUCUCUUAUUGGCCAUUGUGUUCACGCGCUCAACAGAUAUGUCUCUGAUUGGCCAUUGUGUUCACUCACUCAACAUAUGUUUCUGAUUGGCCAUUGUGAUCACGUGCUCAACAUAUAUGUCUCUGAUUGGCCAUUGUGUUCACACGCUCAACAUAUAUGUCUCUGAUUGGCCAUUGUGUUCGCGCGCUCAACAUAUAUGUCUGUGAUUGGCCAUUGUGUUAACACGCUCAACAUAUGUCUCUGAUUGGCAACUGUGAUCACGCGCUCAACAUAUGUUUCUGAUUAGCCAUUGUGAUCACGUGCUCAACAUAUAUGUCUCUGAUUGGCCAUUGUGUUCACGCACUCAACAUAUAUGUCUCUGAUUGGCCAUUGUGUUCACGCGCUCAACAUAUAUGUCUCUGAUUGGCCAUUGUGUUCACGCGCUCAACAUAUAUGUCUCUGAUUGGCCAUUGUGUUCACGCGCUCAACAUAUAUGUCUCUGAUUGGCCAUUGUGUUCACGCGCUCAACAUAUAUGUUUCUGAUUGGCCAUUGUGAUCACGUGCUCAACAUAUAUUUCUCUGAUUGGCCAUUGUGUUCAUGCGCUCAACAUAUAUGUUUCUGAUUAGCCAUUGUGAUCACAUGCUCAACAUAUAUGUCUGUGAUUGGCUACAAUGAUCAACACACGGGAGGGUCUGAAAGCAGGCGUCUAUCAGCGAAUCCGUCUAUCAGCGGAUAUAUUAGGGAUCCGCUGAUAGACACCUGCUUUCAAACGCUCCCGUGUGUAUCUGUGUAAGCGCUCGGUGAAGAGCGUCAAAGAUGUCUAUUUACAACAUGUUUUUGAAGCGUUGAUCAGUGGAGCCAGUCACAGACAUAUCUGUUGAGCGCGUGAACACAGUGGCCAAUCAGAGGUGUUUAAGAAUCCGCUCAACAGCGCUCAAAAUGCUAGAGGGAAAUGCUGGUAUCGUCAUAUUUUUAAAAUUUCAGCACCGACUUGGUACUGAAGUCUGUACUUUUGACAACACUACUUUAUAUUGAUAGUUUUCAUGAGCACAUUUUCCCCUAAAAAUUCACCUUGACAUUGUACUUCUUAGUUUGUUUGUAAUUCUUAUGUCAUUAUUUUAAUUAUAUUGUCUUUUACGAUUAAUAUCAUUAAACUACAGGUAAAUACUACAUAUUCUACCAUAGUGUAUUAAUUAUUAUUUAUUUAUUUUUGCAUUAUAAUAAGAAUUUGGGGAAUUGUGCUUAUUUGUCAUGAACAUACUGCAUUGUUACAGAGCAACAAAAAAAAAUCUGUGGGCCUAAAAACAUUAAUUUUUUUUCUUUUGAUUUUGAGGUGAAAUAUGACUGAUCUUGACUGGCUUUGUGAGAUUCACCCAUUUGGGUAUUAAUGCUGAUGGUAUGGUACAAUCACAUCAGUCAUGGAUUUUAAUCAGUGAUUUUUAUAAGAAUGCAAUAUUCCUGAUAAGACAGUUUGUCAUGCAAAUCAGCAAGGACUGUUGUACUGUAUUAUUUGAAAUGCUAAACUGUGAGCGUCUAGAUAUGCUUAAAGCUAAUGUGUACAUUUUGUUUUAGUUUCCUCUUUGAAAAGCUUGUUCUGUGCAAUGUGUAUUUAAAAAGGAUAUGUGUGUGUUUAGCAACUGUUACGAAAUCCUUUAUCCUACUCAGUUCUGUGUGUCUGUUGUUGGGCCAAAGCCAUGUCAUUUACUUAAAAGAGUUGUGUGAUAAUAAACGACAAAAGCAUGAGAGAUGUGCUGUGGUGCUUUAGGACUUAACGCCUGCCUUGGUCCUGUAAGCGAAGUGUACAAAUGUGCAGUGCUGGGUAGUAACUGAUUACAUGUCAUUUGGAUUAUGUAACCAGAUUCCAAAAAUUAAGUACUUGCAAUUAGAUUAAGAGUAUUUUAAAACAUAAUAUAAUCAGACUACAGCUACUUUUUUAUUAAUUGCAUGAUUAUGUUAUUCACACAAUGGCAGUAAAUCAUUCAUAAUUUAUUGAUUCUCACAAAUUCUUUUUCAUGUUUUAAAUUUUCCUUUCUAAAAAAGCAUAUCGCUUGUAUACAUUCAGAAAGUCUUCUAGUUUUGUGAAAUUGUACAUACAGACCAGCCACUAGUCAGGUGGAUAUAAUUACAGGGAAAAUUGAGAGGCCACAAAGCAUCUGACCACAGGUUUUACAGAAAUAAUUUCACUUUUAAGGUUCUCGAGCCAUUUACUUGAAACGGACAGUCCGAACGAACCGAUUCGCUAGAAAGAACCGGACCUCCCUACUAUCCUGUCCAGAAGGUGGCAGUAACGCGCCUGUCUCUGCUUAUUCUGCGUCAGACUUGAGCAGAAGAAGGAAGUGACAUUUUCAAGUGUCCUUGUGCUGGUGCGGCUUCCUGAACGUUGCGAUCUGAAGGAGAAAUCAUCAUGUUUAGGCACUUAAGGACCCUCCAGCAGGUCUCCAGGCGGACCAUAUCCAGUAGCGCACCCAGACAGCUGGAGAAUAAAGUCCCGGGCAAGCAGAAGUUGUUUCAGGUUCUGGACUGAUAUUGUGGAUGAACAGAUAAGAAGACAAUGGCAUGCCGGUUCAUUUGAAGGGAGGCGUUAAAGAUGCUCUCUUGUAUAGGGCGACAAUGGCCCUCACUGUCUUUGGGUGCGGUUAUGUGGUGUAUGCACUGGUCAGCGCAGCACUGCCCAAGAAGAAGGAUUGAACAUGCCUCUCUAUUCAUGUGUCGGAGUUGUAAAGAUUAUUAAUCCUCAGAAUUAUAAGCCUUGUCAUUUAUUUUGAAUACAUUGGAUUAAUAUUUAUUGAUUGCACUAUAAAGCGCAAUCAUUAUGUAAUAAAACGUUCCACUGUA